UUCGCAUUUCCCGCUUCCCACGCGCUGCUUCAGCCCUUGAGACUCAGGAUUCGGAGGCUUCAGGCGUCAGGCUUCUCCCCCGUCCGUUGCCCGCCGCCCCACGGCCCAAGGUCGCUUUUCUGCUCCUGGAACCUGCCGCCCGCACCGCACCCGCGCUCCCUUCCCUUCCGCGCCGCGCAGGAAAUGCAGCAGGACCAGCCGAUUGAGAUUGAGACAACUCGUCCGCUUGUUCCCGUUCUUUUUACGGUACCCAUACCCACUGGGACGACUCGAACGAGGUAUCCGUAAGGUACGGGCAGUGGGCACACGCACAGGGUCACCGUCCUCGUGCUCGCCUCUUCUCUCCACCCAACAUCUCCAGUUAGACCCAUUUGGCUCGAGGGUAUCAUCCACCAUUCCCAGGACUCAGAAACUCAGACUCGAGAAGAAUCAACAAAUAGACAGAUCAGGAACAGAAUACUCACGUUGGCACUGAAGAGUCGGCGCCCUCUCUCUCUCUCUCUCUGAUACAUUGUGCGCGGACGUUGAAAGGAUUGGCACAGGCAAAAACUUCCCUUUUUCAUCAACCUCAAUAUCGGAUCCUGCCAGGCUCAAUCUCAACACUACCUUAGCACCUCGGGCUACCCCUGUCAGUCUGUUCCCGCGGCUUUCUCUUGUCCAGGGCAUCACCUCGCUCGCAUCUCUCAUCGCCGUGAUCUUUUCGAGCCGCCCCCAGUGAGUGACUGCUUCUUUGUAUUGUUCAGACCGAGUCUUUACUCUUUUCCAUGGCGCUCUGGGUUUCUAACUUGCGAUAAGGUAGCUGGUUGAAAUAGGAAAAGAAGAGUACAAGCCAUCGAAGACGGCGGCGGCAGUGGCAGCGGCAGCACGAGCGCGAACGCCAGCACCACAUAGCAAUCCAUACCGGAUAACCUAUCCGUCCCUUUGAACAGCGACUUGCAUAUGAGGCAGCGCGCUAAUCACUCGUGGACACCCAACACCACCACCGCAAUCUCGCUCGCACGUCAAGCCAGCACCGCACUGGUGCUGCACCGCGCAUCCCAAUACCAUCCCACCGUGGCCGCCGCGCUGCACCUCUCGACCGAGUCGACUCUUCCCAUCUGAAUCUCUCCCACUUUCGGACCCCCAGACGCACACACGCACACACACGCAGGCCGCAGGCGACAGGCGCAGAAGCAGGGCAAGCAGAGCAGUCAAAAACCAAGCAUAUCCAGCUCCCCCCCCAUUCCCUGUCGCCGCACCCAAGUCCACCACACGUCCACACCCCCUCAUCCUUGCCCCCUUCCCACACCCCCGUCCGUCCCCGUCCCCGUACCUCCCUCUCCCUCGUCGGCCGGGUCCCAGUCGAGUACGAACCAGCAGUACGAAGUACCAGCAGCGCCAAAAAACCAGAACGAGCACCAAAGACGCACCAGCCAGGUCCUGCUCCACGUCGGGGCCUGCCAUCCAUCCAUCCAUCCAUCCAUCUAGUGCCCUGCGCCAGUUCCCAGUUUCCUAGAUCUCGUCUUUUCGACUCUGCGAAACCUCAACCUCUGCUCAAUCGAGGCCGGCGACCCGUUCCAACGUCUCUCACGACUGCGCCCUCCCUCGAUUUCAGCGCACUAUACCGAACAAAGCCUUUUGAAUACACUUCGGCCGCAUAUCCCUCAUCGAGGACUCUCUGCUGUCUUAGAUCCCUUGCUAUCUACUUUAGCCCCCAUUCCCCCAGGCGACCGCAUCCGGAUACCGUCACAUUGCUACGAAAGCUUCGGUGGAGAUUGGCCUAUUCUCACCUCACGCCCGCUCCUAUUCCAAAUCCUUGGACUCGUCUAGACUCUCAAUCCGUUCUGCAACGACUUGUACACGAAGAAUUCUUUCCGAAGCAGCGGUUGGCCUGUUCAGCAACUUGGAAACCGCUUUGAACCGACCUUUAGUCCUGUCGAGAUCGCCCAUCGAACGACUCAGCGACCUCCUCAUCGUCGUCUGCGUCCUCUCGAUUGACGCAACAGGCGCGCAUCGUCUAUCAAUCUCUCUUCCUCGACCUCGGCGCCCAUCAUGCCCGAGCCCGAUAAUGUCGCCGCCCAAGGCGGUGGCAGCAACUCGAGCGAUUUUGUUCGCAAACUCUACAAAAUGUUGGAGGAUCCAGCUUAUGCGAACAUUGUUAGAUGGGGAAACGAGGGUGACACUUUCGUCAUUCUAGAGACUGACAAAUUCACCAAUGACAUCCUCCCAAAGCACUUCAAGCACAGCAACUUCUCAAGCUUCGUCCGACAGCUUAACAAGUAUGACUUCCACAAGCUACGUCGCAACGACGAAAACAACGAAUCGCCUUAUGGGAAGCAGGCGUGGGAGUUCAAGCACUCGGCUUUCCGUGCUGAUAGGAAAGACAAUCUUGACAAUAUCAGACGAAAGGCUCCAGCUCAAAGGAAAACGCAGCAGACGGAGGACCAGUUCACUACUAACCAGUCCAUCAAUCUGCUCCAAGAGACGCUAUUCGCGCAACAACAGCAGGUGCAGGCACUGCAAGAACAAGUUGCUGAGAUGGCGCGGACCAACAAGACGCUUGUCCAUGAAGUCCACACCAUGCACAAGAUCAUCGACGCCCAGCGACAGUCGCAGCACGAGAUGCUCAACUUCAUGUCGCAUGCCGAAGACAGAAUGAGGGGACAACGGUACCCUGGACAAAACCCGCAGAUGAACGGAGGCGCCAUGGACGAUCAGCCCCCCGAGCUUCGACGCGCGAGAGAGCUUCUUUCCAGCGUAACAACCAACAGCGGGUACGAUCGAGAGCUCGAGAGGCUCAAUGGCAUGUAUGCGCAAAGCUCUCCGCCUGAUUCCGCAUCGUCUCUCAUGUUCCAGCCUGGCAAUGCUGGAAUGCCACCUAUGCUUCCCGAGCACAUGAACAUGCGCCACCUCGUCUAUCCUGUAGGUGAGAACGUAGGCAUCGACCCAUUGUCCCAGGAUCACUUCAACAAUAUCCCAUACACGCUGAAUUCUUUGCCAAUGAACGACUUCCAGGCUCCACCCGUCGUUAAGCCGGAACCCGGGCCGGCAACGCCAGCUCCUGCCGCUGCUGCGCCAGCACGGCCGCCGUCGACGAACGAUAAGGGUCUGUGGGGCAACAAGAAACCACGAGUGUACUUGGUCGAGGAUGAUAGGACGUGUUCGAGAAUCGGUUCCAAGUUCCUGACCCAGAUGGAGUGCAUUGUCGAGCUUGCUGAAAAUGGUAUCGACGCCGUCAACAGAUGCAAAGAGGUUCCAUCUGGCCAUUUCGAUCUCAUCUUCAUGGAUAUCGUCAUGCCGCAGAUGGAUGGUGUGUCCGCAACACAGCUGAUUCGCGAGGUUCACCCCGACGUCCCUGUUGUCGCCAUGACCUCGAAUAUUCGCCCCGAAGACAUCAGCCACUACUUCAACUGGAGCUUGAACGAUGUGUUGGCCAAACCAUUUACCAAGGACGGCAUGCUGCGCAUUCUCCGAAAGCACGUGCCGCACCUCCUCAAGAACGCGCCACCAGACGAGCUCGCCGUAGGCCACGGCGCUGCCCAGCUUCAUGCCAAUAACAUGACGGCGCCACCGAUGAACCCCCAAGUCAAGUUCGACUCCACGCCUGGCCAGUCACCAGCGACAACAGCGUCAUGGCAUUCGCCUGCACAGAUGCAUCAGCCAUCACCGAACGUGACAAACAUCGAGACUGGCUACCCGAUGGCAAACACGGCGCAGAUGGUGAUGACGCCAACGUCCGCUCAGCGCCCGACGUUCCAAAAUAUGCCUCCUGGGAUGCAACAAAUGCGUGUGCCGGAUCACAUUGUGGGCGAUGACCGACCGGAGAAGCGCCAAAGGUUAUACGGACCGCAAGGCGGAUACGCCUAGACGGGAUUCGUGGGUGCCACUGAGCAGUCUUUUCCUUCCAUUGUGCACAACGGUGUGAUGACGGGAUAUCCUCGAGCGGGUGCUGAGCAUCGUAUGAAGUUGAAGAGGACGACCGCAAGCCUCCCUUGCGCGUGAAUUCGCAUUGCCAUCCUCGAAUGCUCGGGGAUUGGCCCAUGACAACUGUCUUAUCUCAGACAGAGUAGGACGGUUGCAAAGUAGUCGAUAUUGCAUUCCGACCAUAUACCCCUCAGGAAGAGCGACUGAUGAUGUCCCAAGAAAGGACAUGUCGCGAAUUGGGUAUCGGCAUGGGUUGGACGAAUGGGGCAGAGUCGGCGACAACUAUCCGACCUUGCGAGGAGAGAUUUGGUGAUCGGAGUUGGUGGAGUAUCAUGGUUCGCAUUUCUGAACCCCAGGUGGUUGAAGGCGAAUUUGAAAAGAUAUCUGCUGUCAGCUGCACGGGGCAUACGUUACCCAUCUUCAUAAAUAUACCUCGCUAUUUUGCUCAUACUAGUGAAGAGACCUCUUGAAAGUGAUGUUGAUUAAGCAAGGACGAGUCGAAAAGUUGCGGGACGGCAUGCUUUUGGUGAUAGCAGUAGCACCGCCCCUGGUUGUAUGUCAGCACGGGAUACUCGGACCUGCUGCGGCGAACACGGUGCCCUAUGGAUAGGUAAGAUGCUUGAUGCUUCCGUAAGCCUCCACCGUAUAUAGAGGGUGCUGCUGCCUCUACCAAGACUUAGAUCUCUUGGCCAGAGACGGAGCCCAGACUCAGGCUCACGCCAGAUCUUAAGGGUGCUGGACCCCUCCCGAUCCAUGCGGGUACGGGUACGGGAUAGGCGCGCAGUUGCAGUUUGCAGGCGGGAAGCUUGGGGAUGGUGGUGUCUGUGUGUGGUGUUGCAGUUACGGUACGGUACGGCGGUACACCCCGCAUGGGUUGGGAGAGGGGCAGACGGGAUGGGAUGGUCGAUGGGCGAGGUCUAGGCCCGGCCGUGUGGCGCCCGGGUGGUCUGAUGUGCCGGGGUCCCUGCCAAGGAGGUCCGGAACGGUCUGGAACUUUUCUUUGGGUCUGCGUAUCCUCCGCAACAGAACUGCGUAUUCCCGCGAAUCCACCCGUCCUCGAAGGGCCCAGAUGAGUUUCGUCUGAAGGGUUACCGCGGUUCACUGCUGCGGCUGGCCCACACCGUGACCGUUGGAAUUCUUUGCUCCUCUUUCUUGUGUGAUUUUGGGUGGGCGGGUUUCCGGAGAUUCGGCCGGGGGGUAGUGGUGGUCGUCAUUGGUGGUGAAAGUCGUCGGUUCGUAGGGCUGGUUGGGGUUUUCUGAGCUCCACGGGGGUUGUCGAUCUGUCCACUGUGUUGUUCCAUCAAUUUCGCAUCAUGGCUAUGAAGUUCUGAAGAUGCGACGCGUGGGAGAAAGCGAUCACACGGGUGGAUCUCGAAGCGAGGUUCAGAACAACAUCUGGUGAGAUGAUCCGGGAGAUCGGCGGAUGUUGGGGGCGGCGGGGAAAAGAAUGAUCGAUCAGCGAUCAAUUUCUGGGGGUUUGACGUCGAUAGAAGGUUGAAAAGAGGAAACAGAAGGGGGAAAAGGUAGGUAUGCGAGAGAAAGCGAUGCGUCUGAUGUGGGAAGCCACGAGAGUUUAUGUCUCCUGCAGGUUCUAUCCGUACCAUCCAGCCCAUCGUACCUUGGACGACAAGAUGGGAUGGGAUUGGGAUGGGACGGGACGGGAGGGGGGGCUGGCGCUCGUUGGCUGGCCGGCAGCAUGGGCCAGACU
Messenger RNA from Colletotrichum scovillei, 5611 nucleotides. RefSeq names its product HSF-type DNA-binding protein. Lineage: Eukaryota; Fungi; Ascomycota; Sordariomycetes; Glomerellales; Glomerellaceae. Gene Ontology annotation, biological process: phosphorelay signal transduction system; regulation of DNA-templated transcription. Bases 2032 to 3846 code for a protein of 604 amino acids. Gene Ontology annotation, molecular function: sequence-specific DNA binding; phosphorelay response regulator activity; DNA-binding transcription factor activity. The record is from RefSeq and is a predicted model, not a curated record. The transcript has 7 exons.